AGGCAUCCCUGGUACCAGCACCGGGAUGGAAAGGGGUGGAACUGAAGACGGCCCGUAUGGCCUCGUUGCCUGCUGGAAGCGGGUCCCGCAGCCCCUCCCGCCCCGCAUUCCCCCUCACUGCACGGCGCCGGUUCCACGGGCACCCCGUCGGGGCCGCCCCCUCCACGUCCCCGCCCCGCGACCUCCCGCCGCAAGGGGGCGCGCCGGCGGAUGGUCCUCUCCGAGCCUUUCCUUGCGUGAGGCGAUAGCCAAUCAGCGCGUAGCUUUCCGGCGGGAAGGGGAGGGCGGCCGGAAGUGCCGCUCACUUCCGGCCGUGGCGGGCACCAUGUCGGAGGGGCGGCCGCUGCGGUUGCUGGCGCUGCACGGUUACCGGCAGAGCGAGCGCCGCUUCCGACAGCGCACCGGCGCGCUGCGCAAGGCUCUGCGAGGCCGCGCUGAGCUCGUAGCCCUCGAUGCUCCGCACCUCGUGCCCGGCAGUGAGGAUGAAACAAGCGACGACCCCCCACGUGGGUGGUGGUUUUCCAGGCCGGGAACUUUUGAGGCCUCGGAGGCAGCGGAUCGGCCGACAGGGCUGGAGGAAUCGCUGGAGGCCGUGGCGAGAGCGCUGGAGGAGCGCGGGCCUUUCGACGGGCUGCUGGGCUUCAGCCAGGGUGCGGCGCUGGCCGCUAUGGUGUGCGCCCUGCGGGCCCGCGGGGAUCCGCGCUUCCCCGUCACCUUCGCCAUCCUGGCGUCCGGUCGCUCAACGGGAAUUUGCAAUUUUCCAUUUUGUCCGGCCGUCGUCACCGGCGGUCCCCACGAUCCGGUUGGGUAA
This is a messenger RNA of Meleagris gallopavo (turkey), 811 nucleotides long. The record is from RefSeq and is a predicted model, not a curated record. NCBI's taxonomy places the organism in Eukaryota, Metazoa, Chordata, Aves, Galliformes, Phasianidae.